Messenger RNA from Anoplophora glabripennis (Asian longhorned beetle), 633 nucleotides. RefSeq names its product glutaredoxin-C4. Gene Ontology annotation, molecular function: glutathione disulfide oxidoreductase activity. Bases 163 to 480 code for a protein of 105 amino acids. NCBI's taxonomy places the organism in Eukaryota, Metazoa, Arthropoda, Insecta, Coleoptera, Cerambycidae. The record is from RefSeq and is a predicted model, not a curated record. Gene Ontology annotation, biological process: cellular response to oxidative stress. Gene Ontology annotation, cellular component: cytoplasm. The transcript has 4 exons.
UAAGAUAACCUUGAAUAUCCCAAAGUUAAACAAAUUCCAUUCUUCCUCAGGAUACUUUAACAACUCUUAACUCAUCCAGUCAAGUUCCAGUAGCAAAAACAAAUUCCUAUAGUACACGUAAUUGUCCGAUUUAGGUAUUGAAUUAACGUAAGUUCUAAAAGAAUGGCUGUGGAUCUUUCUUCUCCCAAGGCAGUGUUUGUCAAGGAUCUCAUCAAGAGCGAUAAAAUUGUGAUCUUUUCCAAGUCAUAUUGCCCUUACUGCAAACUGGCAAAAGAGGUCUUUGAUAAAAUGAAGGAAAAGUACACAGCCAUCGAGUUGGAUGGUAGAGAUGAUGGAGAAGAGAUUCAGGGUAUUCUGGGUGAAAUUACUGGGGCUAGAACUGUUCCGAGAGUUUUUAUUAAGGAAAAUUGUGUAGGAGGAGGUUCUGAUGUUAAAACAUUAUAUGAGAAAGGUGAUUUGCAGAAAUUAAUAGCUACUUAAUUUGGUACUUUCUUAGUGUAUUUCAAUAUUCCAAUAAUGCAGUACUUAUGAUGAAAAAUGUUAAAUAUUUCCUGUACUUUGACUAUACUUAUUUGCAUGUUGUUAAAUUUUAUGUAUGAUUUAAUAUUUUAAAUACAAGCUUGAAAAAUUCAA